Molecule: messenger RNA, 1091 nt
Organism: Ruditapes philippinarum (Manila clam)
Lineage: Eukaryota; Metazoa; Mollusca; Bivalvia; Venerida; Veneridae
Exons: 4
Coding region: 161-688 (175 amino acids)
Cellular component (GO): plasma membrane
Source: RefSeq, a predicted model, not a curated record
UGUAUUUAUUACAGCAUGAAAAAAGUAGUAAUGUUUAUAUCGUAUCUAUGCAUAACAGUGAUAUUGAGUUUUAUAAAUCAUCUUAAGAUGUAUAGAUCGAUAUUCUACAGAUAUUUCAUUCAAUUUAGAAAACGGAUGGAAUAGCAUUAGACUCGUAAAGAUGAACGUUGCAUUAGUUGUUGCUAACGUGUUAGAGUUAUUGGCCUUGCUACUACAGAUACUCUGUGUUGGUCUGCCGUAUUGGUAUGGCAAGUCGCCGCUGUAUUACGGAUUGUUUGAAACAUGUGCAAGUGUAAACGGAGAUAACUAUGUAUGUCGUUCAUACGCCGCUGGAGGUUCUGCACAGCCCGAGUGGUUGGGGGCCACAGCUGGCUUGGAGGUGAUAGUUCUUGCACUCGUUUUCUUCGCCCUGGUUGCCGGAAGUUGUGCCAUGUGCUGCAUGGUUUAUGACGCUGUUUUAUACGUCAUCGCAGCCAUUCUUGCGUUGUUUGCAGCAUUGACUGGUACAGUUGCACUUAUUGUAUUUGGCGCCAAAUUUGGGGAUGACAAUGCUUGGGAUGGAUCGCACCUGCACGCGAGCUUCUAUAUUGCCAUUUUUGCAACGCUUUUUACCCUCAUAGCCGGGAUUGUGUACAUUGUAGCCAAGCCUAAGUCAGCUGUCAAGUCCUUUGAACAGUUUGACGACUAAAUGUGAUAAAGAACAGAUCGUUGGAGAUUGUAACAUACAGCUUAGAAUGUGGUUUUCGUAGAACUUGAUUAUUUGCCAGUAAUAUAUUGACUAUUUAAAUGUGCUUAAAUACAUUUACCAAACUUCAUAAAUAUUCACUUAUGUAUAUAUAUGUCAUGUUUGGUGUACAUUUUUAUGAGUGUUACACAUAUGAGAACAUAGAAUACAAAAGUAUGCACACAUAUGUGUAUGCAGAGUACACAAUAUGUAUGUUUACGGAAAUACUCGUCAAGCAGAGUUGCAUUGAAAACGUGAGAGAGAAAGAAUGCAUACGAAAAUCUGCUAUUGAAACUACAUGUAAUCAAUUACAGUUUUUACUGUAUAUGCUUGAAUUUCAAUCAUCAUAAUAAACAAGGAAAAUAUU